Messenger RNA from Cryptotermes secundus, 7252 nucleotides. RefSeq names its product zinc finger protein 2. The coding region runs from base 152 to 2860 and encodes 902 amino acids. Gene Ontology annotation, molecular function: zinc ion binding; DNA-binding transcription factor activity, RNA polymerase II-specific; RNA polymerase II cis-regulatory region sequence-specific DNA binding. Lineage: Eukaryota; Metazoa; Arthropoda; Insecta; Blattodea; Kalotermitidae. The transcript has 6 exons. Gene Ontology annotation, cellular component: nucleus. The record is from RefSeq and is a predicted model, not a curated record. Gene Ontology annotation, biological process: regulation of DNA-templated transcription.
ACUGUAAUCCAUGCUUGCGAUUAGCAUGAGUUUCGUGGGUUUCUCAAAGUGUAUAGGUUAAUUAAUUUGUUGCUCAGACUUCCCGCGUUAUAUAUUAAUGUAAUGUUAACAGUAAAUUAAUUAUAUUAUGUGGUAUGAUAAGUGAGUAAAUAUGAGCAGUAGGAGGUGUGCAGCAAAAACUUGCUUCAAUACCCAAGGAUGUCGUCCUAACCUUAAAUUUUUUAAUUUCCCGAAAGAGGAACAGCUAUGUUAUCAGUGGGCCAUAAAUAGUGAUAGAGAAGAUCUACUGGACAAGCCAGUUGAACAGUUAAGCAAGUUUUUGUUAUGUGCCGAUCAUUUUGAACCACACUGGUUCCUGAAUCCCAAAUAUAAGACAGCUUUUAUCCAUAAAGGGCAACCUGUGCCUACAAUCUUCCAUAAUAAUUUAGCAGAUUUUGUUCCAAAGAGCUUAAAGAGAAGUUUUGCACUGAAGAAUGAAAGUCAUCAUUCAGAUAAAGGAGAUGACCUGUACCAUAAUAUGAAUGUUGUUAAUAAUGCCAUGCAGAACUCGGUACACCAGAGUUCAGAAGAAUUACUAGAGAUUCUGAGAGAUGGUGAUGCAUCUGAUGGUUCACAGUUCCACCUGGUGAUAUCAGAUGCUCAGACAGAUCCAGACGACUAUGCUGUGGAGAUAAAAAUUGAUUUAGACUCUUAUGCUGAGGAUGCAUCUACUAUAAGAGGCUGUCACAAAAUGUGCAGGCUUUGUGCACAUCUGGUUUAUGAAUACAAAUUAAUUUCAGUUUUUUCAUCAGACAAAACAAAAUGUUUGGCUAGUAAAAUGAACAGAUUUCUACCAGAAAAAGUCCUGGAAGGAGAUGGAUUGCCUGAACAUGUAUGUAAUUCAUGUGUGAACAAAUUGAAUGAAUGUGACGUCAUGAUCGAGACUUUCAUAGCAGCUGACAAAAAGUUAAGAAGAUUGUUCCAAAUGCAGAAUGUCAUGCCAGCCAAAACAGAUGAAGCAACAGAUAAGGAUGAUGCAAGAAAUCCAAAAUCACUCUCAGUUAUAGUAGAAAACUCUGGGAAACCAACUUGUCUUGAGGAGUUUCUUGCAACAAAAGAUAGUUCACCAGUGGAUUCUUUCCUAGAAAGAGAGUAUCCAAGUCAGAAAUGUGACAAGGAGGUCAUAAUUAAGAAUCCAUCAUACCAUAUUCAAGAUAAAAUUUCAAAGACUGUUGAAACAGGAGAUGAAGAUACUGAACACGAGUCAGCUGAACUGUUACCAGAGGACACAAGAGAAAUGACUAUACGAGAAUUAGAAGAAUCAUAUGAGUCAUGUAAUCCUGGUAACACUGAAACAUGUGCAGUGGAAGUGAAAGUUGAACCUUGGUCUGUUGGUACUGAAGAUUCAAAUGGCUGUACAGAUCCAGUUGAUACAUCACAGGACCUGAAGGUAUAUCAGUGUUCUGUCUGUAAAACAGAAUACAAUGAACGACAUAAGUUGCUUUUCCAUGAAAUUACAGAACACAGUUUUGAAGAAAAAGAGGAAAAAGGAAUGCCUGUACUACAGAAGAAAUACAAACGAGAACAGAUUGCCUGUCAUAUGUGUGGGCAGGUCUUCAGUGGGAAGAAACCACUGAAACAACAUGUAAGAGAACAGCAUAUCCCAUUAGAAAAUAUCUGCGAGUUUUGUGGUGCAUGCUACCAAAACAUAAGUCAGUUGGAGGUUCAUCAAAGACUUCACACUAAUGAAAAACCAUUUAAAUGUGAAACAUGCAGCAUUAGCUUUCACUUUAAGAAAGAAUUGCAGCGACACAAGAGUAGUAAUCACAAGCAGAUUAAGUCCCUUACAUGUGCCGUUUGCAAUAAAACCUGUCCAAAUAGAAAUGCAAUGUGGAGGCAUGAAAAGAUACAUACAGAUGACAGGAAUGUCUUAUGUUAUUUGUGUGGAAAGGUGCUGUCAAACCCUCAGAGCAUGAGAGUGCACUUGAGAACCCAUUCUAAUGACAGACCAUGCUCAUGUCCCACUUGUGGGAAGAGCUUCAAGGACAAUACAUCUGUUAGUAAACAUAUGUUGAUGCAUUCCACAUCAAAGAAUUUUGCUUGUGAUAUCUGUGGUAGAGCAUUUUAUAGCAAAGCCCUGGUAAAACAGCACAAGCUCAGCCAUUCCGGUGUUAAGCCUCACAAAUGUGAGACAUGUGGCACAGCAUACAAUAGGUUAGGAAAUCUGAAUCAGCAUAGAAAGAAGCAUGCUGCAAAUCCUCAUCCCAUGGAGGAUCUGUCCCAUGAAUGUGUCGUGUGUGGUAAGAGAAUGCGGUCAGAGUUGACACUCAAGUACCAUCUGGCAAAACAUACUGGAGAAAAGAAACCAUUUGAUUGUGAGGCUUGUGGUAAACGUUUUGUUGCUGUAGAUCCAUACCGAGUACAUAUGCGAAUGCACACUGGAGAGCGUCCUUAUCAGUGUACCACAUGUGGUAAAACAUUCCGUAGCGCCUUUACACUGAAACAGCAUGCUGCCCUUCACAGAGAUGAGUAUCCUUAUGCUUGUCCCUUUUGCGAACGCAAGUUUAAAAGACUUCAGUCGCUGAUUGUACAUAAGCGGACACAUACGGGUGAGAAGCCACACCGAUGUCCAUUGUGUGGACGUGGUUUUGCUCAGAAGGGAGAUAUGUUAAAACACACUAAAACACACAACAGAGACAGGCCUGCAACCGCCAAUAAAGUAAAAGAGGAAAGAAUUGUUAUGGAAAUAGAACAGAUACCAGAAUUGGCACUCAGUGAUUCAGAGAUAACUAGUGAGUUCCUCAUUGAUAUGCCAAUAGUUGAAGUGGAAACUGAAAUUAAUUCAGAAAUGCAGACAGAAAUUAAUGCAGAAAUGCCAUGAUUCAUAACAAUUUCAUGACCCUUUGAUACCUAAUUUGUAAGACAAUUCUACAUCUGUCCAAUGCACUGGCACGAGAGUGUAGAUAUUCUGGUAGGACUAUGCAUAAAGUGUAUAUAAUACUGAUAGGGUCAGUUUAUAUAUUCAUGUAUAUAAUUUCCCUUUAUUUUCUUUUGUCAAGUAACAAUAAUUAAAGGGGAUAUGAAUUUCAAUGUACGUGUGUGAAGGCAAUGUUUGUAAUAUUCUGUCAUUAAAAAAUAUUCGUAGAUUAGGUUACAGUCAUUGUUGAACUCUACCCAUCGGAUGACACCGGACAUAAGAACUAUAAAGUCUCCAGGCAGACUGGAGGAAAUGGCUCCCCUCCCCUCUCCAAAGGAACUUCCUCUUUACUAAACAGUUUUGUCAGCUUGUCUAUGGAUGGUCUGUGCUUAGAAUCAGAGCCAAAUGAGUAGCACACCACUUUCCAUAUAUGUAUAAUUCCUCACAUUUCAUUCCAGUUAAAUUUAUUUUUUUACUUAUACAGUAGAGGCAAAAUAAUUCCACUCAUGAGAAAGACAGUUGGUUUUGGAGGUUGAAGUAAGGGCAUUUUCUCUUUUGUUGAAAGCACUGAAGACACAGGCCAUGAAUCUACAUGGUAUAGUCAAAAACUUCAUGAAAGUUUUCAACAGCCGCAAAAUACAAUACUCUUUUUCAUGUCUGAGCAUGCACAGAUCUGAAGGCAGAGAUUUGUUCUGACUUGCAGACUCUGUACAGAGAGUGUGAAAGGUGCUAGAAUCUGUUCAGUUUGGCAAAUUUUGUUAUUUCUAGAACACAAAACACCAGGAUUUGCAAUUCAAAGAGCAGCUAUUGAUAUAUGACUGGGCAGGCUUCUUACAAACUUACCACAUGAUCAGGGAACAUUGUGGGAACAAGGUCUUGGUGUGGCUGUAGUGUAUAAGCUGCAACAAACUGCUGUUUCCUCCUAUUCUACAUGUAUUAGGUUAAGGAACCUGUUACAUCUUGAAGUGAUAUUUUCUUCUUUCCCUUGGCUGUCCCAGUCUUCUUCUUCCAAGGGGGUUUGUAUUUGGUUACUGUUUUCAUAAUUCUAUUGUCCUACACCCUAUAUGUGCAAGCCAUUCCUUUUUCUCAUCUUUCACCAUUUAAUUUUAAUAUUUAAUGUUCAGUUGAAUUCUAAUGUCAUUCAUUAUCUUCUUAGAUUGAAUUCAGCUGCUUUUAAUGAACAUUUUCUCCCCCUUAUUUUUUAUUCUUUUUUUACAUAUGUGUAUAAUCCCACAGAUAUGGUUACAUCUUGAAUAUUGUUUUUGAUGUUUGUCAUAAAUCUUGAGAAGCUAUUCACUAUAAACACCCUCAUACUUGUCUGUUCCACCACAACAGUGCACCAGUUCAUCAGUCCCUUUGGUAUAGGAAUCUCUGACAAUUCUUCCAGUCUUCUCAUUCUACAGAUGCAGCCUCUGCUAGUUACUGUCUGUCCAAAAACAAAAGCUCUCGAGAUGCAGGUUUCAGAGAGGUAAUAACUGAACCACUUUAGGAAGAGGCUUGUAGGAAUGCUUCCUUUAGUGAUGUGGCCACUACCAUGUGACAGUGGGGGGGGGGAUAUUUUGAACGAAGUAUGCAGUAAAGCUUGCUGUGAUGACAUGCAAGCUCACAUGAGCAAAAGUUCACAAACUUUUGACUCUACCAUAUAUAUUACACCAGAACCAUUCAUUCUGUCUAAAAAUGUAAUAAUCUUAUAACAGUUUCACAAAGUCAAAAACUUAUGUACCAUUAUAAAUCGUUUUUAAUUCUUAAAGUGUCAAAAAUUACACACCCGAGAAUCUGAUAAACACAUCAUCAAUAAAUCAUAUGGACACUCUGUCCUCUGUAAUGGUGUUAGGUUUUCAAAGAAAAGAAUCCUGAAGCCAUGGCGUCAUAUAAUAGCAUGCACUUUGGUUAUUAAUAUGUUCAUAUUUACAACAUACAUGGAGCACAGUCAAGCCAUUAAAAAUAAAUAUUGAAGACACUUUGAAACUGAUGGGUAAACAUGUUUGUAACAAAUAUUUAAAACGUGGAAAGCUACUGAUAUUUGCUGCUGAAAUAUUAACACUGUUUCUUAGUGACAUUUUUUAUGCACAUAUGUUCUCAAGAACAGUACCAUGGCCACCAUUUCAAAAAUAGUCAUUUCACUGUGCUGAUAGGAUGAUGGUACCUGAAAUUCUCAUUUAAUAUAGAUGCAGUUAGCAAGGGGUCUCAUAUGUUGAUCCUUUAUAUGAAGUUUACUUUUCUCAGAAUUUUAUAAAUAUAUGCUUCUUCCACCACUCAUCCCUCCCCCAAACAAUAUAACCUGAAAGACAAAAACAUUCCUUAUUAUUGCAAGCUGAAAAUUCAGGACAAAGUGCAUUUUUGAGAGAUUUUUAUGUAAUAAGUUGAACUCUGGUUCCUUCAGCAAAUAAAUUUUUAAAAGAGCUACUGCAUGCCAGUGCUGUACACCACAAUCAAAACACAUAUUGAAACUACAUUAUAUAUAACUGUUGUUUUAAAACUAGACACAUGAUUCGCUUCUGAUAUUGGUAAUUUGUAUAUUUGGUCAUGAAGUACUUUACCAUACUGAAGUCAUGAAUUUUGUUCCUAAUUUGAACUGCAAAUAUAAAUGGUUUGUUGGAAGUGUUGCCAUUGUUUUCAAUAUUAUGACCAUACUCCUUGUUUUGUGAGGGGAGACAAAAGUUCAUGGCACCAUCAUGUUUAAGAAUUUGCCUCCCCCCUGUAAUGUUCGAACCAGUGACAGAUUUUUAUUAAACUUAGUAUGAAAUAUGCACAACUGGGGACAACCUGACAUUUCUACUUUUCAGUUUCCUACUAUCAUUAGACCAACCUCAUGCCUGAGUGAACUUCUGAAUGGAACCACCACUUGAUAAUAGGGUCCUGAAGUAUUUUGUAGUAAUAGAUGUUGAUACAGAAUGUACAUGUUCCAUUAAAGCAUGUUUCGGAACAUGUUAAACAUGGUAACUGUAAAAUCUGCAUUUAACUUUCCAUUUGAUGGCCAUAUUACAUUUUUGGAGCUAUGUACAUGAACUGUGUAUGGAGUCGGGUCAUUAACAUAUAUAAAAAUAUGUAUGGUGCAUUUUGUUGUAUGUUAGUAACUGGAAACAUGGCAGAGGCAUAAAAUUUUUGAGGUUAUAUCUGAGAAAAUUCACAGUCAAAAUGUUUACUGGUGGAAAUUAUGCAUAGAAAUGUAUUACUGUAUCGUAUCCUUAUUAAUUUAUAAUUCCUCAGUUCUCACUGAAAGGAAAGUAAGACAGAGUUUUUUUUUCCAGAAAUUGUUUGUUGUGGUGUUCCAUUCCUUAUUCCAGGAACUCGUUUUUAAUGCAGUUGUGUGCUAAAAAUAUAAAUCAAGGCACCAAAACAUGUAUGAGGAAUAUAUUAAAUGCCAAAUUAAUAUUGGAGGAUAUUUUCGAGUUUUUAUUUAGUGCCUUACAGCCAGUGAUUUGUAUGCAAAAGUUUGGAAUAUUUUUUCCUUCAUUAAUUAUAUAAGUAACAAAAUAAAACUGCACUGUUAGACUAGAGGUCUGGUGUUGUCUUAAUGGAUAUAUGGUAGAUGUCCCCAACCCACAAGUUUACAGAUUUUUAAUUUGUCAGAUUCUCCUGUGUAUAUAUAAUUUAUAAUUGCAAAUACGACAUCAGUUCUUAAAGUCAUAAUUACACAUUUAUUUCUCGACAUAUGGCAUAACUACAUGUAUUUUGGUAUAUAUAUGUAAAUAGUUCUAGAAUACAGUCAGUACAGAAAGUCUAGUUAUGUAUAGUAUCACUAUUUUACAGCUUUUCAAAUAUAAAUCCUAAUCCUGGGAAGUCCAGUCUAUCCUGAAAAACAAAUUCACUGCCACUUCUUUUUUCUUUCUUUCUUUUCUUUGUAAGGGUAACAGUGGGUUUUCAGCUUGAAGUAAUUCUCUUUAAAUUCUCUAAAAUAUGAAAACUCUGCAGUUUUAAUAACAAGCAUCCAUGAUGUGACAUUUUAUUGAAGAAUUGUGAAUGAUUAAAAAACUUCCAAAAUUUGGUAAUAGGUAUAAGCAGAAUGAAUCAAUGAAAUAUUCAUAUUUUUAAAUAGUAUUUUAUUUGUUCACAUUAUUAGCCAUAUAUCUGAUAAUACGUGACGGGUCUUUGGCAGCUGUGUCUGGGCACUGCCUCUCUGCUAAGAAGUGAAUUAUUGGAACUGCAGCUUUACAGAACCACUGUUAUACAGUACACACUUUCUGGUCACAUAUGCGUAAGUGAUAUCCUUCAGUCAGUCCUUGGCAGGCUUGAUUCCAAGUUAACAUUUUUACUUUCUCAUAUACAUGGUGCAUGUGAGAAAGUGUUGUGAUAAUGAAAAAACUGAUGUUGAGUUUUGAUGAAUUUACAUGUUUCAGCCCCCCCCCCCAAAAA